AUGGACGCCCCCUCGGUCGGCGUGCUCCUGUCCCUGCCCGUCCUGCUCCAGCUGGCGGCCGGGGGCGGCUCGCCGGGGCCGGGCGCGCUGCUGCGGGGCUGCCCCGCGCGCUGUCGCUGCGAGCCGGACGGCAGGAUGCUGCUCCGGGUGGACUGCGCGGACCUGGGGCUCGCCGAGCUGCCCGCCAACCUCAGCGUCUUCACCUCGUACCUAGACCUCAGUAUGAACAGCAUCAGCCAGCUGCCCCGGUCUCCCCUGCACGGUCUCCGCUUCCUAGAGGAGCUACGACUUGCUGGAAACGCUUUGACAUCCGUUCCCAAGGGAGCAUUCGCGGGACUUCACAGUCUCAAAGUUCUUAUGCUGCAGAAUAAUCACCUAAGACAGGUACCCACGGAAGCUCUGCAGAAUUUACGAAGCCUUCAAUCCCUGCGGCUGGAUGCCAACCACAUCAGCCACGUGCCCCCCAGCUGUUUCAGUGGCCUGUACUCCCUGAGGCACCUGUGGCUGGAUGACAACGCUUUGACAGAAGUCCCCAUCCAGGCUUUCAGAAGCUUGUCAGCACUGCAGGCCAUGACCUUGGCCCUGAACAAAAUACACCACAUCCCAGACCACGCCUUUGUAAACCUCUCCAGCUUGGUGGUUCUGCAUCUCCAUAACAAUAGAAUCCACUCCCUGGGAAAGAAAUGCUUUGACGGGCUCCACAGCCUGGAGACUCUAGAUUUAAAUUAUAAUAAUCUUGAUGAAUUCCCCACUGCAAUCAGGACACUCUCCAACCUUAAAGAACUAGGAUUUCAUAGCAACAAUAUCAAGCUGAUCCCUGAGAAAGCGUUUGUAGGCAACCCUUCUCUCAUUACAAUACAUUUCUAUGACAACCCCAUCCAGCUGGUUGGAAGAUCCGCUUUUCAACAUUUACCUGAACUAAGAACACUGACUUUGAAUGGUGCCUCACAGAUAACUGAGUUUCCUGAUUUGACUGGAACUGGGGGCCUGGAGAGUCUGACUUUAACUGGAGCACAGAUCUCGUCUCUUCCUCAAACCGUCUGCAACCAGUUCCCUAACCUCCAAGUGCUAGAUCUAUCUUACAACUUGCUAGAAGAUUUACCCAGUUUUUCAGUCUGCCAAAAGCUUCAGAAAAUAGACCUGCGACAUAAUGAAAUCUGUGAAAUUAAAGUCGACACUUUCCAGCAGUUGCCUGGCCUCCGAUCUCUAAAUUUAGCUUGGAAUAAAAUUGUCAUUAUUCAUCCCAACGCAUUUUCUACUUUGCCAUCUCUCAGAAAGCUGGACCUAUCGUCCAACCUCCUGUCGUCCUUUCCCGUAACAGGGUUACAUGGUUUAACUCACUUAAAAUUAACAGGAAAUCAUGCCUUACAGGGCUUGAUAUCAUCUGAAAACUUUCCAGAACUCAAGGUUAUAGAAAUGCCUUAUGCUUACCAAUGCUGCGCAUUUGGGGCCUGUGAGAACGGCUACAAAAUUUCCAGUCCGAGGAAUAAGGGUGACAACAGCAGCACAGAUGACCUUCAUAAGAAGGAUGCUGGAAUGUUUCAAGUCCAAGAUGAGCGUGAUCUUGAAGAUGUCCUGCUUGACUUGGAGGAAGACCUGAAAGCCCUUCAUCCGGUGCAGUGCUCGCCUUCCCCAGGCCCCUUCAAACUCUGCGAAUCCCUGUUGGGUAGCUGGCUGAUCAGAACUGGAGUGUGGACCAUCGCGGUUUUGGCCGUUACUUGUAAUGCCUUGGUGACUUCGACGGUGUUCAGAGCUCCUCUGUGCCUUUCCUCCAUAAAACUGCUAAUUGGGUUAAUAGCUGCCAUGAACAUGCUCAUGGGGGUCUGCAGCGCGGUGCUGGCUGGCGUGGACGCGGUCACCUUCGGCAGCUUUGCUCAGCAUGGUGCACGGUGGGAGCAGGGCGUCGGUUGCCAAGUCGUCGGUUUUUUGUCCAUUUUUGCUUCGGAAUUAUCUGUUUUCCUGCUUACUCUGGCAGCCCUGGAGCGUGGGUUCUCUGUGAAAUGCUCUGCAAACUUUGAAAGGAAAACCCCCUUUUCCAGCCUGAAAGCCAUCAUUUUGCUGUGUGCCGCCCUGGCCCUGGCCCUGGCCUCAGUUCCCCUGCUGGGUGGCCGUGAGUACAGCACAUCGCCGCUCUGCCUGCCACUGCCCUUCGGGGAGCCCGGCACCACGGGCUACAUGGUGACCCUCGUCUUGCUCAACUCCCUCUGCUUCCUCGUGAUGACCGUGGCCUACACCUGGCUCUACUGCGGCCUGGACAAGGGCGACCUGGGGAGCGUCUGGGACUGCCCCAUGGUGAAGCACGUGGCUCUCGUGCUCUUCACCAACUGUGUCCUCUACUGCCCCGUGGCUUUCUUGUCCUUCUCCUCUUUGCUAAACCUCACCUUUGUCAGUCCUGACGUCGUUAAGUUUCUCCUUCUGGUGAUUGUCCCACUUCCUGCCUGCCUGAGCCCCCUUCUGUACAUCCUCUUCAAUCCCCAUUUUAAGGAGGAUCUGGGGAGCCUGGGAAAGCACACCUACUUCUGGACAAGAUCACAACACCCAAGCCUGAUGUCUGUUAACUCGGAGGAUGUCGAGAAACGGUCCUGCGACUCCACCCAAGCCCUGGUGACCUUCCCCAGAGCCCGCGCGGCCUGCGACCUGCCCCAGCCCCCGGCUCCACCAGCGCAUCCAGUGACUGAAAGCUGUCGUCAUUCGUCUGUGGCAUUCGUCCCAUCGCACAGCGGCCAGCGGGGACGGCUGAGCCCCGGGCCUGCCUCCGGUCCUCGGUCUCUGGCUACCUGGGAGGGUGCUCAGUGUGGCUCAGCCUCAGCCUUCUCCUCGGUACAACGGGAAUCACAUCGCCAGCCUCCAGGACUGUCACCGAGCCUCAAGGGGCCGCGGACCCGCACUGGGUCCUUCGCCGGAGCCGCUCGUGCCCAGAGAACGAGCGGGCACCAGCAGAGCAGAAGCUUCAUUCCGGAUCAAGGAAUGGAGACGAGAGCUCGUGCCCUGGAGCACCCGCCAAAGACAGGGAAAUGGGGAACUGCUAAAGGGCAAGGUGCCGUGCCGUCCUCAGGGCUCCGGGAAAAAGGCGAGUUCCAGGGACAGUCGGUGCAUGCGCAGUCCUCCGUACUCCUUUGCACACGGCACCAAGAGCGUCUAGCAAGGCCGCAGGGGGAGACCGCGUGCGAAGAAGCAGAGGCAACUUCCGGUCGCCCGCGCCCCUCUGCGCAGGCGCGGCUCCCGGGCGGGUGGAGCGGUGUGCAGUGGCGGUGUCUCUCAGGCGGAAGGAAGGUGUCAGGUGUGGGCAAAGCUCAGGUUCUCUGUCAGGAGUACGUGUUGGCCCGGCGGGGACGUGUAUGGUGA
Ceratotherium simum simum (southern white rhinoceros) is the source of this 3345-nucleotide messenger RNA. It is a transcript of the gene LGR5, whose product is annotated as leucine rich repeat containing G protein-coupled receptor 5. Lineage: Eukaryota; Metazoa; Chordata; Mammalia; Perissodactyla; Rhinocerotidae. Gene Ontology annotation, cellular component: plasma membrane. The record is from RefSeq and is a predicted model, not a curated record. Gene Ontology annotation, molecular function: protein binding; protein-hormone receptor activity; G protein-coupled peptide receptor activity. Gene Ontology annotation, biological process: adenylate cyclase-activating G protein-coupled receptor signaling pathway; activation of adenylate cyclase activity; hormone-mediated signaling pathway.